AUGGAGGUAAUUGGUGAUUCUUUGGACGGGACGACGGUGCGGAAUCGCAAACCGCAGAAAAAGCAACAGAAAGUCACCGAAGAGGACAGUAAACAGAGCGCUGCGCUUGACGAAAACGAAAGACAUCAAUCAAGCGACGAACCCGCCCCGUUGAAGUCUGGGCAUGGUGUGGACAAAAAGUUGAAAGGUUUCACCGAGGCGAUUGAGGAAGUCACCAACGGUGACGUCGUCGACGAUCGCUUCAACGUCACAAUACGAGUGCAGUUCAAUGCAGCCACCGUGGGUCUUUUCCUGCUAUCGUUUCUGACGCGAUUCUAUCGCAUAACACACCCGAGGGGAGUUGUCUUCGACGAAAUCCACUUUGGCAAGUUUGUAUCGCUCUACCUCAAGAACACGUUCUACUUCGACCAGCAUCCCCCGCUGGGAAAGCUCCUUAUCGCGGGCGCGGCCGGAGCCGUCGGUUAUAGUGGCAGUUUCGAGUUUCCGAAAAUCGGUAGCGCCUACGAUGAGUCCGUCCCAAUCUUUGCCCUUCGGUUUGUGCCGGCUCUCUGUGGAAGCUUGCUGGCACCGAUCGUUUACUCCAUCCUGCGACAGGUGAAACUUGGCCGAGGAGUCAGCAUUCUGGGAGGACUGCUCAUUAUUCUCGAUAAUGCCCUGUUGACGCACUCCCGAUUCGUCCUGAUGGAGUCGAUGUUGUUGUUCUUCGCCGCGUUCGGUAUUCUGUCGGUGCUGAAGUUUGUCCAGGCACGACCAUUCUCUGUACGCUGGUGGGUCCUCGGAUCGCUUACGGGCUGCUCUCUGACGGCGGCCAUCUGCGUGAAGUUUAUCGGAUUCUACAGCUACCUGGUGGCGUUGUACAUUGUGGGACGGCACGUGUGGCUGGAGCUGCCGGAUCGGCGCAAGUCGAACGUCUACAUCAUCGGGAAGGCUGUCGUCCAGAUUGCCCUCGUUCUGGUCGCCUCGCUGGCCGUCUACCUCGGGUGUUUCUACGUACACUUUGCGAUGCUGUACAAAGCGGGUCCACAUGAUAACGUGAUGACGAGCGCUUUCCAGGCUUCGCUGGAGGGAGGUUUGGCCUCGAUCACCAAGGGUCAACCGUUGCGCAUUCAACACGGCUCACAGAUUACGCUGAAGCAUACCCACGGUCGAGUGUGUUGGUUGCAUUCCCAUACAGCCGUGUACCCGAUCAAGUACAGCGACGACCGUGGCUCGAGCCAUCAGCAGCAGGUGACCUGCUACGGGUUUAAGGAUGUCAACAACUGGUGGAUAGUGAAGCGUCCGGAAAAGGACAAUCUCAUGGUGGACGACGAGCCUGACUACAUCGAGCAUGGAGAUGUUGUGCAGCUCGUGCACGGUGUCACUAGCCGGGCGCUGAACUCUCACGACGUGGCGUCUCCGAUGUCGCCCCUGUGCCAGGAAGUGUCCUGCUACAUUGAUUACAACAUCUCGAUGCCGGGGAACCUGCUGUGGAGGGUGGAGUUGUUGAACGGCAAGGAGUCGAAGAACAAGUGGCAUGCGAUCACGUCCCAGGUGCGACUGGUGCACGUCAACACGAGCGCGGCCUUGAAGUACUCCGGCGAACAGCUGCCCGAUUGGGGCUUCAACCAGUUCGAGGUGGUCGCUGACCGACGUCAGUACACGAUCGACACCAUCUGGAACGUGGAGGAACACCGGUACACCGAGCACAAGGACAAAAAGGAGGUUUUGAACAAACUCCUCACGACGGAGAUGAUUCCAACCGAACCGACGACCCUCUCCUUCUGGAACAAGUUCUACGAGCUGCAGAUGAAGAUGCUCCUGCACAACGACAAGCUCGAAAGUCACAUGUACUCCUCGGAACCGCACGAGUGGCCCCUUAUGGACAAGGGUAUCGCGUACUGGAUCGAUGGUAACUCGAACGCUCAGAUCCAUCUGCUCGGAAACCUCGUCAUCUGGUACUCGGCCACCUUCGGAAUCGUGCUAUACGUAGGAUUCCUCGUGUUCUACCUCAUUCGCCGACGACGCCAGCUCUUCGAUCUGGAUCCGGCAGCGUGGAAUCGCUUCCGGCUCGGAGGCGAGAUCUUUCUGGCCGGAUACCUGAUCCACUACCUACCGUUCUUCUUCAUGGAGCGCACGCUGUUCCUGUACAACUACCUACCGGCGCUGAUGUUCAAGAUACUUCUCCUCUGUUUCGUAGUCGACCACUGUCAGCAGGCUAUCAGAGCUUCCGGUAGCCGCUCGAAGCUUGUACUCACCAUAUUCCGCGCCAUCCUUGCCACCUGGUUCGCCGGAGUGCUGUACUUCUUCCGACGCUACAGUGUACUCAGCUACGGUACGACGGCACUAUCUGCGGACGAUGUUCUCGGGUUGCGCCUCAAGGACACCUGGGAUCUGAUCGUCCAUAAACCAUAG
Anopheles coustani is the source of this 2391-nucleotide messenger RNA. It is a transcript of the gene rt, whose product is annotated as protein O-mannosyltransferase 1. Bases 1 to 2391 code for a protein of 796 amino acids. The transcript has 4 exons. NCBI's taxonomy places the organism in Eukaryota, Metazoa, Arthropoda, Insecta, Diptera, Culicidae. Gene Ontology annotation, cellular component: endoplasmic reticulum; membrane. Gene Ontology annotation, molecular function: dolichyl-phosphate-mannose-protein mannosyltransferase activity. Gene Ontology annotation, biological process: protein O-linked glycosylation via mannose. The record is from RefSeq and is a predicted model, not a curated record.